Messenger RNA from Myotis davidii, 3941 nucleotides. RefSeq names its product protein phosphatase, Mg2+/Mn2+ dependent 1L (gene PPM1L). NCBI's taxonomy places the organism in Eukaryota, Metazoa, Chordata, Mammalia, Chiroptera, Vespertilionidae. The record is from RefSeq and is a predicted model, not a curated record. Gene Ontology annotation, molecular function: protein serine/threonine phosphatase activity. The coding region runs from base 93 to 1004 and encodes 303 amino acids. Gene Ontology annotation, biological process: protein dephosphorylation. The transcript has 4 exons.
UCCUGCUGUGCAUCAGCUUGGCGCUGUGGAGUUACUUCUUCCACACGGACGAGGUGAAGACCAUCGUCAAGUCCAGCCGGGACGCCGUGAAGAUGGUGAAGGGCAAGGUCGCAGAGAUCAUGCAGAACGAUCGGCUCGGGGGGCUCGACGUCUUGGAGGCCGAGUUUUCCAAGACCUGGGAGUUCAAGAGCCACAACGUGGCGGUGUAUUCCAUCCAGGGCCGGAGAGACCACAUGGAGGACCGAUUCGAAGUUCUGACGGACCUAGCCAACAAGACGCACCCGUCCAUCUUCGGGAUCUGCCGACGCUACGGGGGCGAGACUGCAGCUGAAUAUGUAAAAUCUCGACUCCCAGAGGCCCUUAAACAGCAUCUACAGGACUACGAGAAAGACAAAGAAAAUAGUGUUUUGUCUUACCAGACCAUCCUUGAACAGCAGAUUUUGUCGAUUGACCGAGAAAUGCUAGAAAAAUUGACUGUAUCCUAUGAUGAAGCAGGUACCACGUGCUUGAUUGCCCUGCUGUCAGAUAAAGACCUCACGGUGGCCAACGUGGGUGACUCCCGGGGGGUCCUAUGUGACAAGGAUGGGAACGCCAUCCCCUUGUCUCAUGAUCACAAGCCUUACCAACUGAAGGAGAGAAAGAGGAUCAAGAGAGCGGGUGGUUUCAUCAGUUUCAAUGGCUCCUGGAGGGUCCAGGGCAUCCUGGCCAUGUCUCGAUCCCUGGGGGAUUAUCCGCUGAAAAAUCUCAACGUGGUCAUCCCAGACCCAGACAUCCUGACCUUCGACCUGGACAAGCUCCAGCCCGAGUUCAUGAUCUUGGCAUCGGAUGGCCUCUGGGAUGCUUUCAGCAAUGAAGAAGCUGUUCGGUUCAUCAAGGAGCGCUUGGAUGAACCUCACUUUGGGGCCAAGAGCAUAGUUUUACAGUCAUUUUACAGAGGCUGCCCUGACAACAUAACAGUCAUGGUGGUGAAGUUCAGGAAUAGCAGCAAAACAGAAGAGCAGUGAGCCCUUCGGGGCUCAGCUGCUGUAGACUAAGGGACUUUCAACACACUGGUCUCUUUUAAUGUCGUGAAGCUGUGGAAGUUACAGUUAGGAUCCCCCAUCCCAGACGUGGGAUGCCCCCUCCCUGGUGGUCUUAGGUCUGUAUCCAGUGACGAUGAAAAGAGGGCCGAUGUUGAGAGGCUGGAAAAUCGUUUUUUCAUGUUUCCCGAUUCUUUCAUCCAACGUUCAAAAUGUACAAAUAUCUAGUCGUAGAGUCACAUGUAUGACAUGAAUGGCAUAUGUGCCAUGUGUUCUCCCUUUUAAGGUUCUUUUUAAGAUUUCAAGAUCCCUUAUAGGGCCCUCCAGGCAUCAGACUUUGGAGUAGUGGGCAGGGCAGGCCGCCCAGAGCUGCAGGAGACAUGCCCCAGCGUCCCCUGCGCAUCAGGGUGGCAGUUCUCUUACUGAGGGCAGAGCUGCCCUGAGAAGGCUUUACCCUCCUGCGCCCAGGUUUCCCACUCCGCAGCAGCCCAGAAACCGAUUUGGAGUGGUUUGCUGUUCCGUGGCGGCUCUUGGAAAUGGAGGGAAGAAGAGACUGCAGCGGCUACACAGCAGAAGUAACCUUUUCCCUCCUCCCUUUAUUCCUUAUAUAGACUUGUGUACCCUCUAGCCGGUCUUUGUGUCAGUCUUUGUGCGCUUAUCCUAAUCCUGCAUGACCUUAACCUUUUGCUUACACCUUACUGUAUGUAAUAGGCAGCUGUUAAACUUCACAACUGGAAGCCACAUUUUUUUUGUCUUUUGUCACCAAGAAACCUAUUAAGGGAAGUCAGAAAAGCAAAUCACAGUUAUCAUAAUUCCUUCCAUCUUUAAAGGUAGAUAGGGGGCGGGGGGAAUAAUGGCUGAAUAAGUCACAGAGCCCCCUUGGGAAGUUGCUUGUUUGCAUUGGGAGAGAAAGUUGGGGAGGCUACUACCCUGAAUUGAGUUCCAGCUGCCAGUUUUAUGCCCUCCCCCUCUUCUCCUAUCCUAGUAGCUUUCAAGUAUCUUUCAAGGAGUGUUCUGAGAAGCAGCAGAACUGCAUGAGUAUUUCAUGAAACCCAGGCCAGAGUUCCCACCCACAUUUUGGAGUUUUGUGGUAAAUUGUGGGAUGCGCUUCUCCAUGACUGUGGAGAAGCAGAUAGCUUCCCCAGGCCAACCAUUCAGUGACCAUAAAGCGGGUUGGGAAUUCAAGCUCAAACCGAUAUUGUAAGGCAUCCCAGAGUUAUUCUGGGGCCAGGCUUGCUGCUCUCUGUUUCCUAUUACCAAAGUCACAUUUCCAAUCGCAGUAUUUUAUAAGUUAAUUGACAGAAAAUGCUCAGACAUCCUGUUUGCCUGACGGCGGUGGCUCAAGCAGCCAAACAGGAUUUUCCGUGCGUUCCCAGCCCUGUGUCUGAAAUGCCAGGGUGUCCACCUGGUUCUGUUCUUUCUGAGUCGGCAUUUGUCAUUAUAGCUUCUCAAAGGUCCCAUUCACUUUCCGCAGCUGGGGAGCUUUUCUGAAGCAGGUUCCAGAGAGAACCUGGGAGGAUGAAGAGUCCCUCGUGGUCACCAAGGACUGCAGUCUGUCGAUUCCUCCCAGCACUUACCUUUUUUUUACUCCAAUGAGAAUGAAUAACAGUGUCCUAAGAGCUUUGAUUACUUUCGUAAACUGUGACUUUAGAAUUCCAACAUUAGGAUUAGAACCUUAAUAAUUUUUUUAGCCAUAGAAUGUUCUAGUACAAAAUACCUACCACCAUGUAGACUGAGCUCUUUGCCUAAUUAAGAGGCACUGAACAGUUGGAUGUGUGUAUUUGGGGUGGGGGUCAGGAGGGGAAUGUGGGGAACACACUGUCUGUGGUCAGUGUGGGAUUAUCAGGCCAGGUGGCCCAAGUUUGCCUGAAGAUUUAGGAUGUUCUAACUCCAGAAAGGUACCAAAGCCCAUCAUCCAACUCAAGUUCAAGGAUAAGCUCUUUAAUUUUAUGGUACACAGUCAAUUUUCCUUUUUUAUUUUUAACUCCAAAAUUCAUAAUCACAAGGAAAGAUGUUUUUAAAUGCCAUGAUUGUUGUUGUUGUCCAAAAUUAAAAUAGUAUGGUUUUGGUGAAGAUGAAAAAGAAAAGCUACUAAGUUAAAUUAGUAAGUUAGUGUUGUUUGCUGCAGAACAUCUCAGUAGGUGGUGCUGAGGGCAGGAGUGCAUGACUGUCCCCCUAGCUGAGGUUCACACGGCAUCUUCUACGUUUUGCUUUGUAGAAUUAAUUCAUUUCUGACUUUAACCACGUAGUAUGUGUAUUUCCUAUUCCCUUUUUUCCUCUCAUUUUGGCUUGUAAUAUAGAUUUUUAAAAGAUAGAAAUUCUAGGCAGAAUAGUAGCACUUUGGUUAAUACCUAUGUCUACAAAAUACUACAAUCAGAGUAUUUUGCUCCCUUUCCCUGUCCUGGAGCUCUCUCUCUCUCUGACCCUCCUCCAGAUGUUGGGGGUCUACAGACUCACCCUCUGGUGCCCUGUGGCUCCUGGCUGCUCCCUUCUUCUAGGGACAGGGAAGGUUGGAUGUAGCCACUAGGGAAACUGAGUUGAGGAGUUUGCAUGUGAAGCCUCCCUAAACAGCACUGCCAGAGCUUUGGAUUGUUGCCGAGGCUGCCCAGACUCCCCAGCCCGAGUUCACCUUGCCAAUAGCUCCCACGGUGCCAAAUCUGGGAUGGUUUUUCAGUCCUUUGGAGAUGAAGCUGGGAACGAAUGACCACAUGCCAUGAGCCCCCAGCAAGAUGCCAAGCCCAGGCCUCCUCCAUGCGCUGCUCUGCUACUUACUGCUCCACUGGCCAUUCUGAAAAUGGAUCGGGAUUGGGGGGGGGGGGGGUGGGGGGGGGAGGUGUUAAGGAAGGGAAAAUUUAAAAAAAUCAUUGUAUUUGAAAUUCUCUAAUCAAUGGAAUAAAUGAUACUUACAUAGAAAAUUCCAAA